GGGGGGGGGGGGGGGGGACCGCUUCCCAGCCACCAGUCCACCACCAUCUGCGCCUCUUAAUCACGAGGAGUGAUCGCGAUUAGCAGAGGCUAAGUGAGCAGGAGUAGCAGGCGGUAGGCGCAGCUCGUGUAACGCCGGCCCGUCUUGGCCUUUAUAACCUCGUCGUUCUCCGGACGCCAACACCGUUCGGGAUUAAUCCCCUCCGACGGCAGCAAAAGGGGAAGCGGCUGCAGAGUCACAGGAAGCAAGCAGAGGGCAGGUUGGACACAGCAGCAGGGAGGAGAGAGAAGGCUAUCGUCCAUGGAGAACCGCAACGAGGACCAAGGGGCGGUGGGUUGGAUGACGGUGCCGGCGUUCGGGGAGUGGGACGUCAAGAACGGCGCCGUGCCGGACUACUCCAUGGACUUCUCCAAGAUCCGCGAGAUGCGCAAGCAGAACAAGCGCGAGCUCUCCAGGGCCAGCCUCGGCGGUGACGAGGACCUCCAGAAGGCGCAGGCGCAAGUCCAGCCUGCCCCCGCCGCCGCGGCCGACGGCCACCGCCGGCCGCUCCACGACGAUUCCCCCACGGGAAGGAAGAAGUUCCUGAGCUAUUUCCAGUGCUGCAUCAGAGCCUAAAGAACUUCGAACCUUGCUGCCACUGUCACAGCACAUAACUUCUGCGCAAAUAGCUUCUAGGUUUCUUGUGUACUGUACUGUAAAGUUUGCAUAAUGUGUAAUCUCCUCCUGUUCUGUAAUCUUAUUGCUCAUGUCAGCUAGCGAGAGAAAGGACGAAUUGUGACAUCAGUUCAUGCUGUUUUUUUGCGACAGUUUGCAACUUUUAGUGCAAUGUGAUCUGAAGAGGAUUGGAUCUGAUGAUUUGGGUUUGGUUGGAGAAUAUUGUUUGCACCUAUGAUGAUAUAUUGGCUGCAUAUUAAAUGGUCCUUUCUAUUCAA
Messenger RNA from Phragmites australis (common reed), 932 nucleotides. RefSeq lists its product as uncharacterized. The record is from RefSeq and is a predicted model, not a curated record. The transcript has 3 exons. Bases 301 to 615 code for a protein of 104 amino acids. Lineage: Eukaryota; Viridiplantae; Streptophyta; Magnoliopsida; Poales; Poaceae.